GGUAGGUUUAAAGGCAGCAACAAACAUUCCAUGGCCUAAUCUAGCACUUGCAACAGACUGGAAGUUCACGCAAGUUCUUUACUGGCUCUUAGAAAAGGCCUCUGGAAAUAAAUAGCAAUUUCAGCUUAGUGGGCAAACUGAAAGACAUAGAAGCACCACUGGAGAGACCCAUUCCUCUGAAAACAAAGACCAAGAAGACUAUUUCCUUGUAAAGGAGAAUCUAGGGAGAGACAAAGCAACAAUGGCAUUUGUGAAGAGCGGAUGGCUGCUCCGGCAAAGUACUAUUCUACGGCGCUGGAAGAAGAACUGGUUUGACCUGUGGUCUGAUGGCCGCUUAAUAUUCUAUGAUGAUCAAAACCGCCACGAUUUAGAAGAUAAAAUCCACAUGCGAAUCCACUGCAUCAACCUCAGAGUGGGGAACGAAUGUCGAGAUUUCCAGCCUCCAGAGGGGAAGCAAAGAGACUGUUUACUGCAGAUUGUUUGCCGUGAUGGGAAGACAGUCAACCUCUGUGCAGAGAGUGCAGAUGACUGCCUGGCAUGGAAGAUUGCUCUCCAGGAUGCCAGAACAAAUACAGGCUACGUGGGAUCUGACGUGAUGUAUGAUGAGACAGCCAUUUCCUCAGCCCCUCCACCCUAUACAGCUUAUGCCACACCAUCACCUGAGGUUUAUGGCUAUGGCUACGAUCAGUACAAUGGUCCAUAUCCCCCUGCUGGUCCUCAAGUCUUCUAUGCUUCCAAUGGACAAGCUUAUGCUGUUCCCUAUCAGUAUCCAUACCAAGGACCUUAUGGCCAACCCCCUGCAAACCAUGUCAUCAUUCGAGAGCGCUACCGUGACAGCGAUGGAGACCUUGCCCUGGGCAUGCUUGCUGGAGCAGCAACUGGAAUGGCUUUGGGAUCAUUAUUCUGGGUCUUCUAGAUUACCCGUUCCUUAUCUUUGUAGUUCCAAAAACCUUUAUUGUGUGCAAUAAUAUAUUGGCAAUGUUGUUUACUGUUAAACUCUAAGAAAUGCAAUAGUUACUUUUCAGUAGUGACAUCUUUAUAACUGAUUCUUAACUGCCCUAAGGAGAAUUUAAAGGCACCGUGAAGUGGUUGGAAAUGGCAUGUGCUGCUCUUGAAGUCUGUUCUGAUGUUUGGAGUUCUAAGGAUCGCUACGAGCACCAAUGUAACAAGACAGCAGUCACUAGCUUUAUGAACAGACCAUUAUUGUAAACACCACAGAAAGAAUCUUUUGGGGGGGGCUCUAAAAUUGGGUCUAAAUAGGGGGUUUACAGGAGCCCUGUAAACCCUGCAUUAAUAUAUAUGUGCCACUGGCUUCUAAACAUUCCCUGGGCAAACCUGUAGCUCAGCAGAAAUUCCUUGGCAUUAGAUAGUCUGCCAUGCUUGAGGACUUUUUUGUUUUCAAACUUGCCUGGAGAUGUUAGUGUAUUUUCUUGGAUGGAGUCCUGUAUCUAUCUGUCUGUCAGACCAUCCAGGUGAACUUGUCUUUGAGAACAUAUAACCAAACUGCAAAGAGAGGUGGCAGCACUCCUCAGUUCUUUUGUCCUCCCAGAAAUGUGAAUGACAGUGGCAGUGAAGACCAAUGUUUGUUGUUCCAUCUUCCUCUUUCUGAAUGACUCUGGUCAGAUGGAAGUAAUGGAUCUUUAGCUUUCCAAGUGGUCUUCCUUGUCCGUAGAACAGUCACCUCGGACACUGUACGAACUGCAUUGCUGAGGAAGAGGCCAUUGCCUAGCAUCUCUGAUCAGUACUGGUAUUGCUCUGGAGAGUCUGCAGGAGGAGAACUAACUUGAAUGGUCCUUGCCCUGUUGGACCUACCAGAAGCCCUCUGCAGGCAGUAAUAGUCAAGAAGGGGAGACAAAGAGCACAAGUAGACCUUGCACACAGACACUUUGGUGUCAGCUGCCUUGCUAUGGCUAGGAGAGAAUGUCUACCACUUAGCCUCCAAGGUUUCCUAAACUAGUUUAGAGCACAGCUGAGCCUGGGUUUGUUCUGUGCACACUCCCUCCUCACAAUCAGCAGGUUUCUUCCCUUCAUGACUUGUUAAGGAAAACACUCCAAGGAACCUGUCUGUCUCUGCUUGUAUCUCUGGUUCCUUACAGAAUGUGCUCCUGCAGGUUGCUGUGCUAUGGACUGUAACCUGGAGUGCAACCAUUCCGUGUGUUAUGCCUCCAAUUACCUUAUCCUGUUAUAAUCCAUGCUGAGCCAUGCUUGGCAGGGGAAAGAAAGGUCCGAAGAAAUGCACGUGCUUUCUUAUUCAGGUAAAAGAGGCAGGGUGCCUAAGUUGAGUUCUUUAUAGUAAGAGGACUUAUUUUUGUACUUCCACUUUCAGCUUCCUGUAUUUCAUGCUGGUUUAUUAUGUUAAGUCUUUCUUAUGCUUUCAUUCAGAAGUAGGUUAAUUUCCUUAAGGUUCAUGGGGUGUCAGGUAUGUCGGGGAAGAUGAAAAUAGAUGAGAAAUCACACCUAUAUACAUUUAGAUCAAGCCCCAACCUUUUUCAUGUAAUCCUAAAGCUGUCUUGGCUCUAUCCUACAGAUUUAAGCAGUACAGGUCUGGACAAGUUUGGGUAGCAGCCAGGGGAAGCACUAAAUUUUCCAUGACUCUUAGGACCACUCAACAAACUGAAUUCAUCAGAAGUAAACAGCUGUAACCUUGGCUGCAUUACUAAGAGUGGGCCUAUUGCAGGGAAUGUAAACUUAUUUCAAUAAACACUGGCUUGGAGCCGUACACCAGUGUGUAUGCAUGUCCUUUCAGGGAUCAAUACAAGCUGUGUAUAUUCUGCCAGUGCUAUGUACUGAAAGGACCUGGAGGUUCAAAAGAGGACUGAAGCAAAAGUUUCCUCUUGCUAGUCGAAACCAAAAGAAAUGGGAGUACAGUACUUUUCUGUUCUUUUAGAAGCCUGGUACCCUUGAGGUCAGGAAGAGAUGUUGACUUUCUGGAACUUAAGUGAAAUAUUUCUACCCUUUUUAAGCCUUGAGAUAACCCUGAAGCUGAUCACAAGUCUACACUGCUCUUUAGUUUACACUUUGCAAUAUAACUAGUUCUGCAGAAUGCCUCCAUCUCCUCUUCUCCCUGUGUGAUAAUUAGCUUGUAAGAGGUGGGGAAGAAUAAAACAAUUUAACAUCAUUGUGAUUUCUUUUAAAUUUCAUAAUUGUGAAAUAAUAGCACAAAGUGAAUCAGCUAGUAAUUUAAGUUCAAGAAUUUUAGUGUGUGUGUGGGUUUUUUGGUUUUUUACUUUUUGCAAGAGCUGUUGAACACAGCAGGGGAACAUGUUUCUUGUAUUUUCAGGAGCUAACUGUAUCUAGGUCCUUAGUUUCUUCAAGUGAAGUAUACAAGAUAAAAACUGCUGAUUGCAAAACAUUGCUAGGUUGAAUUAAAUGCAAGAAAUCAUAUUUUUAGACGUUCACAUUUAAGUUAAGUCUUCAUUUAAAAAGUAACCUUACCCCUUCUCAAGGGAAAAAAAAAAUAAUAAAUGAAGCUGAAGAUUCUAGUUCUCUCUUGGUAACAGUAUGCUGCUUUUAAAAAGAAACAUGAGCUACUUUUCUCUCCUGGUAGCAUAGGCAUUUAGAAGUUAGAAAGAAAAUGUAUAAAACUGUACUAGAGCAUAAAAUCAAGAGAGAAGUUAUCUUCUUGCAGGUGCUUGUAGCCUUUCUGAUCUCACUGCAGAAACAGAAGUGGAAAUGUCUUGGUGCACAAAGCAGCAGCAUGGGGAUAGCCAUUUGAAUUCACUGGUUGCUAAAGCUCCUAGACUUGUUUCCUGAAGACAUGACUGUACCUCCUGUUACUCAGGAGCAGAGUGGAGGCUUGGUCACAUGUAUAGUAAUGUCAGGCUGGAUACACAGUCAAGACUCAAUAGCCUUUCUCUGACCAGUGCAGUACUUCUGCAGUUUGUGUAGGUGCAUGUUGGUGUGAGCUGAAGGAGCAGGGCCAGAGUGGAUUUCAGGGCUUGGAGGGACUGCCAUGCCAGCACCUGCAGAGAGGUGAUACCACAGUGAUGGGAAGAGGCAGUGGGUGCAGCUGCAUCAUUUUCAAAACAGAUUCAAAUAAUAGUCCUAAAGAGGGGUUUGUUUCUCAGCAGUGCUAUUUGUGAUGCAGGGAUUCCAGUUAUACCUGAAGAGCACCCAAGCACAUGCUUUCCUACUGGGGCCCAAUACAUGACCUCUCUAAUGCUAUGGGAGGUCCACAGCCACUACAGUGUCAAUGUUUUUGCAGUGUACGUUAUUAUCAGUUAUUGUAUAUUCAUUCAGAAUUAAAUGGCAGUGCUUACAGAUAUGCUCAUCUGUGACCAGUUACUUUCAGAAUCUCAGGGACAGCUGGACAGAGCCAGGCAUCCAGAGAGCGGGGUGGAAAAGCUCAGCCUUCUGGUAAAUCCCACAUUAAAAAAGAGGUGAACCAUAGCCCCCUCCCAAAUUCUUAGUUACAGGUAAAAACACAGCUGUUGGCUUCUUUUGCUUGGAAUGUGGGGGCUAGGGAGCCUGCCUCUUCUAGUGAGUAGGUAAAGGGUUAUCAACUAGAGGAGAGGAGGUGGGAAGUACUUCUGUAUAAAGCAACAGCUGACUUCUGGCAAAGACACAUCUUUUCUAAUGCUGAAGCAUGUUCUGAGCUGUGUCUAGAUGGAGCUAAAAUGUCACACAAAACUGGCUUCAUUUUGUUUGCUCUCCAGUGAAGAUUCAGUACGUGAUAGAACCAGCUAAGUAAGCCGAGUAAAGCAGAAAUCUGUAAUUCCUCAAAUGCGUGUAUGGCUUUUCCUCCUCAUGAUAUGACUAAGAUGUAUAUGUGUAAAUCAUGGAGGGGUAGGAUGCAGCAAAUGUCUUCCCACCCCAAUCCUUCAUGGUUUUGUGCAUGCUCUGUCUUAACUGCUGUUUUAUUAUGUCCUCAUUCUCAUUAUUGAUUUAUAGCAAAAUACUGUUAGCAAUAAAAUUCAAAUUUAUGUUUA
Molecule: messenger RNA, 4928 nt
Organism: Apus apus (common swift)
Lineage: Eukaryota; Metazoa; Chordata; Aves; Apodiformes; Apodidae
Gene: PLEKHB2
Product: pleckstrin homology domain containing B2
Exons: 8
Coding region: 242-916 (224 amino acids)
Biological process (GO): regulation of cell differentiation
Cellular component (GO): membrane
Source: RefSeq, a predicted model, not a curated record